AUGAGUAGAUUGCAAAGUAGAUUGAAUAUAGCUUGUAGUGUUUCAAUUGAAGAGGUUGGUGGAAAGUUAUGGGUUAUGUGGGCGGCGGGGAUGCAUGUUUCUUUGGUAGAUGUAUCAAAGCAACAUAUUACUGUGAUCAUGUCUGAUGGAGAUAAGAAUGAUGAGCUGCCUUGGAUAAUUGUUGGUGACUUUAAUGCUAUUCGUUAUGAUUCUGAGAGAAGGGGAGGAAAUCCUAGACCGGUUGCUGUGAUGGAUGAGUUCAAUGAAUUUAUUGAGUUUGCAGGAUUCAUGGAAUUGAGAUUUGAAGGUAAUCAGUUCUCUUGGUGUAAUGGACAUGAGGGACUCGUAGAUGGUCUUGGUUGGAUUGGUCUUUGGACAUCAGAUCAUGCACCAAUUCUGAUUCAGUUGGAGGAGGUUCGUAGCUCUUAUGGGUUUUUGGCAUUUAAAUUUCACCAAAUGUGGGUAACACAUGAUUCAUUCUUGAGCUGUAUUGCUACGACGUGGGAGGAUGAUAUUGUGGAUUAUGGAAUGGCGAGGUUAGCAAGAAAACUAAAAAGGUUGAAGCCUAUACUCCGAGUUUGGAAUCGUGAAGUGUUCGGGAACAUUCAAAAUCAGAUUGGUCAUCUGAAGGAGAGGUUGGCCAUGCUAGAGUCAAAGUUGCAGGGAGAAUUUAAUGAGGAGGAUGAACAAGACUAUCUGGCUGCCAAGGCUAAACUAGAUGAAUGG
Juglans regia (Persian walnut) is the source of this 726-nucleotide messenger RNA. RefSeq lists its product as uncharacterized. The transcript is spliced from 3 exons. The annotation marks the transcript as partial. NCBI's taxonomy places the organism in Eukaryota, Viridiplantae, Streptophyta, Magnoliopsida, Fagales, Juglandaceae. The record is from RefSeq and is a predicted model, not a curated record.